GCUGGGAAGUCGGUGCCGCCGCGCCCUGCCCGCCGCCCGCGCGUCCCGCCGGGGCCGCCGCCGUCUCUGCGUCCGCCAUGCGUCCCGGGGCGCCGGGCCCGCUGUGGCCGCUGCCCUGGGGGGCCCUGGCUUGGGCCGUGGGCUUCGUGGGCUCCGUGGGCUCGGGGGACCCCGCGCCCGGCGGCGUGUGCUGGCUCCAGCAGGGCCGAGAGGCCACCUGCAGCCUGGUGCUCAAGACUGACGUGAGCCAAGCGGAGUGUUGCGCCUCCAGCAACAUCGACACCGCCUGGUCCAACUUCACUCACCCGGGGAACAAGAUCAGCCUUCUGGGCUUCCUGGGCCUUGUCCACUGCCUCCCCUGCAAAGAUUCGUGCGAGGGCGUGGAGUGCGGCCCGGGCAAGGCGUGCCGCAUGCAGGGGGGCCGCCCGCGCUGCGAGUGCGCGCCCGACUGCGCGGGGCUCCCGGCGCGCCUGCAGGUCUGCGGCUCGGACGGCGCCACCUACCGCGACGAGUGCGAGCUGCGCGCCGCGCGCUGCCGCGGCCACCCGGACCUGCGCGUCAUGUACCCGGGCCGCUGCCGCAAGUCGUGCACCCACGUCCUGUGCCCGCGGCCGCAGUCGUGCGUGGUGGACCAGACCGGCAGCGCUCACUGCGUGGUGUGUCGCGCGGCGCCCUGUCCCGCGCCCUCCAGCCCCGGCCAGGAGCUCUGCGGCAACAACAACGUCACCUACAUGUCCUCGUGCCACCUCCGCCAGGCCACCUGCUUCCUGGGCCGCUCCAUCGGAGUGCGCCACCCGGGCAGCUGUGCAGGUGCGGCGCGGAGCGGGGAGCAGCGGGGUCCGGCGUCCCGCCCCUCCCCGCGCCCCCAUUUCUCCUCUGCUCCCUUGCACUCUGCAGGCGCCCCUGAGCCGUCGGAUGCAGAGUCGGAGGAGGAGGAGAACUUCGUGUGAGCCUGUGGGGCCGGCUUGGGCCUGGCGUUCAAGGCCUCCCCGUUUUAUUUAUUGCCGCAGCCGAGUCUAAUUUAUGUCCCACAGACGCUCCCCAGAGUCUGGACCGGGACCAGCCGGGGGGAGGUCCAGGAGCCCCCAGACAAUAUCCUGGAAGGAUUAGGGGAAGGAGGCCUGCGGGUGUGGCUGGGGGUGGGGUGCUGCCCAGGAGGACCCCCUGCGUCUGCCCUGGGGGGUAACUUAGUUAUCAUCACCGCGGAGAGGGUGGGGGUCCCCCGGCCAGCAGUGGCUGAAGCAGCCCUGCAGCCCUCUAGGCCGCAGAUGGGGCGAGGAGGGGUCCGCAGCCCCGUGUAUGAGCCUCAGAACCCACCCAGGCCCCGGUGGACAAGGACUUCCCCGUGGCCUCAGUGUCCCAGGUGCGCCCAGCAUGUCCCUGGGGUGGGUUGAGGGGAGGGACACUCUCCGUGUCCCCUGACACGGCGUCCAGCCAGCAUCAGCCUGGAGCAGGGCAUAUGUCCAGUGGUGCCCCAAGCAGUUAGGGCGGGACCCUGCGGGGCCACCGGCCCCUGCCCACCCCCUGGCGCGUGCGGGGUGUAUGCGCCCAUCGCCCCCCUGCCUCCUGGAGCCGCGUGUCCAGGCGCCAGCCCUCCUGCUUGCUGCCCGUCCACAGGUGAGGUCCAGACCAGAACCCUCAGUCCCACAAGACUCGCCCUGGCCGAGCCCCUAAGCCCAGCCCCCGCCUGGACCCUCCUCACCCACCUGCCAGCUCAGGAGGCUUGACACCAGGCGGGUGAUGGCCCUGGGCCUCGUGUGGGGUGUUGGCAGGUGUCACCUCCCCGUGUCUGCACGCACACCGAAGGCCCAGGCCACGCGUGGGGGCCCCACGGGCAGGAGCCCGGCUGCCCGAGUCCGGGCGAGCCGCGCAGGGGCCAGUGGUGCUCAUCUUACCCUCGCCCCUCAGAAGUGCCUUACCUGUGAUUCCCAGAAAAGUGCCCUUGAGUAAUUAGUGGGCUCCCCGGAGCCCCUGACAAGGCCCCCUCCCCACCCUGGGGUCCUGCCUCACCAAAGAAAUAAAGACUCCACUCUGGAGUGUCCGAGCCUG
Molecule: messenger RNA, 2049 nt
Organism: Nyctereutes procyonoides (raccoon dog)
Lineage: Eukaryota; Metazoa; Chordata; Mammalia; Carnivora; Canidae
Gene: FSTL3
Product: follistatin like 3
Exons: 4
Coding region: 78-950 (290 amino acids)
Biological process (GO): negative regulation of activin receptor signaling pathway; multicellular organism development; regulation of BMP signaling pathway
Molecular function (GO): protein binding; activin binding
Source: RefSeq, a predicted model, not a curated record